This is a messenger RNA of Paraphaeosphaeria sporulosa, 4316 nucleotides long. RefSeq lists its product as uncharacterized. NCBI's taxonomy places the organism in Eukaryota, Fungi, Ascomycota, Dothideomycetes, Pleosporales, Didymosphaeriaceae. Gene Ontology annotation, molecular function: protein binding; nucleic acid binding. The coding region runs from base 105 to 4316 and encodes 1403 amino acids. Gene Ontology annotation, cellular component: nucleus; mRNA cleavage and polyadenylation specificity factor complex. The transcript is spliced from 6 exons. The record is from RefSeq and is a predicted model, not a curated record.
ACCGACCAUGGGCGCAGGCAGAACGCGAAUUGCUGCCCGCGCCCGAAGCCCCCGACCGCGCCCACAUGCUAUGACGAGCAGCGGGACUGCGACACCACCACGCCAUGCAGUGCUACACCGAGAUCGCGCCGCCGACGGCCGUCAGCCAUGCCGUCCACCUUCCGUUCGUCGCGCCGCGGGCGCACAAUCUGGUCGUCGCAAGGAACGCGCUGCUGCAGAUCUUCGAGCUCAAGUCGACGGUGACGGAUGCUGCCCCAAGUGACGACGCGGCGGAGAACGCGGGCCCGCUGCUCGACACCGAGGCGGCGGACCUGCCCGUGCAGCGGACAGAGAACACGGCCAAGCUGGUGCUGGUGGGCGAGUAUCCCCUCGCCGGCACCGUGCUGUCGCUGGCGCGGGUCAAGGUGCUCAACACAAAGUCGAGGGCGGAGGCGUUGCUUGUGGCCUUUCGAGACGCAAAGCUCAGCUUAGUGGAAUGGGACCCGGAGACGUACAACCUCCAUACCAUAUCAAUACACUACUAUGAGAAUCCAGACUUGCCUGGGAUAUCGCCCUGGUCCACUGACCUCAAAGACACGUAUAAUUUCUUGACGGCAGAUCCCAGCAACAGAUGCGCUGCCCUCAAGUUCGGCGUGCACAAUCUUGCCAUUCUGCCCUUCAGGCAGCGCGACGUCUUCGACGAGGAAGAUGACUUUGACGCGGAUGCUCAGAAGGACACCAAGAUGCAAGAUGCGAACGGCACUGAGCCCGAGCAAAAGACGCCCUAUUCUGCCUCCUUUGUGCUGCCUCUCACCUCCCUCGACCCGACCUUGACCCAUCCCGUGCACCUCGCCUUCUUGCACGAGUCUCGCGAGCCCACCUUUGGUAUCAUCGCCUCGUCAAAAGCCACCGCGCCGUCUUUGCUCCCCGAGCGGAAAGACCACCUCACCUAUACCGUCUUCUCCCUCGACCUAGGAGACAAAUCGUCCACUACCCUUCACACCGUGCAAGGCUUGCCCUACGACCUCACAAGCGUCGUGCCCCUGCCAUCGCCAAUUGGCGGGGCGCUGCUGCUCGGAAGCAACGAGAUCAUACACGUCGAUGUGGCUGGCAAGACAACCGGAGUGGCUGUGAAUGAGUUCGCAAAGUCAAGCACAGCUUUCUCGUUAAAAGACCAAACGGAUCUUGCUCUGCACCUCGAAGGCUGCAGCAUCGAGCUCUUGUCUCAGGAUUCAGGCGACGUUCUCAUCAUCCUCAACGAUGGCAGACUUCUCACCCUGACCUUCACCCUCGAUGGCCGGACUGUGUCAGGAAUGACUGUCCAACGCGUCGCUGCCGAACAUGGCGGUCAAGUUCUCAAGUCGGCACCAUCAUGCAUCUCAAACUUGGGGCGUGGAAGAAUCUUCGUUGGCAGUGAAGACGGCGACUCUGUCCUCCUAGGCUGGCAAGCUGCAGGUAGAUUCGGCGCGCUGGGCAGGAAGGCCUCGGAAGUUGGGACGGAUGACGAUAUGGACGUUGACGAGGACGAAGAGGUUGACGACCUUGACGAUGAUCUCUACAAUGAUACGGCACCGGCAGUAAAAAAAAUCACUGCGGCCGCUGCCGAACCCACCGCUCCAGGCAGCUACACAUUCAGGAUACACGAUACUCUGCCAAGUAUCGCCCCGAUAAAGGAUGUCAUCUUGCACACAGAUGCUGCAGCGCAGUACCCUACGACCGGCGAAAUCAUGGUCGCAUGCGGACGAGGUGCUGCUGGAAACGUUACUGCCCUCAACCGCGAAAUAAGUCUCACAAAUCUCGCUCAAAUUGAUUUCCCUUCUGCAAAGGGCCUAUGGGCUGUACACGCAAGGAAGCAGGCCCCUGGCGGGAUCACAGCCGACUUCGGCGAAGACACAGAGGCGAACUUCUCUGUAGACGCUGAUUACGAUCAAUACCUAGUUGUUAGCAAAACGGAUGAAGAGGGCAAUGACAACACAGUCGUGUACGAGGUCAGCGGCAAAGAAUUGGAAGAGACUAGCAAAGGCGACUUCGAAAGAGAAGAAGGCUCAACCCUGAGUGUCGGUACGCUUGCAAAAGGGACUAAGAUCGUCCAGAUCAUGCAAAGCGAGGCCAGGACUUAUGACUCUGAGUUGAACAUGGAGCAAAUCAUCACCAUGGAAGACGAGGAUGGCAACGAAGGUCUCCGUAUCAUCAAUGCAACCUUCGCGGAUCCGUACAUGCUCAUUCUGAGAGACAACUCCAGCGCCAAAUUGUACAAAGCCAGCGGCGAUGGGGAAGUAGAAGAAGUCGAAGCCGAUGGGCUUACUUCGACCCGAUGGUUGUCCGCGUCCUUGUACAAAUCCUCAGCCUCUGGUGAAAUCUAUGCAUUUCUCUUGACGCACCAGGGUGGCCUGCAUGUCUUUGCCACGUCCGACAUGAGCAAACCAGCAUACGUGGCCGAAGGUCUCGCUUUCCUCCCUCCAUUCCUGACCGCAGAAUACUAUCCAAAAAGAAAUACAUCCAAGGCGACCAUCACCGAGAUCAUAGCCGCCGACAUUGGCGACUCGACGUCGCGAUCGCCACAUCUCGUUGUGCGCAACUCUACGGAUGAUCUCAUCAUAUACAAGGCUUUCCACUACCCUGCUAGAUCAGCCUCUGAACCAUGGACGACCAACCUGAGAUGGAUCAAGCUUUCCCAGCAGCACCUUCCAAAAUACACAGACGAACUGGAUGCGUCAGAUGAUGAAGCCGGAUUAAGAAACACUCUGGUAGCGUUGGAUGAUGUGUGCGGUUACAGCACGGUGUUCCAGAAAGGCACAUCUCCUGCCUUCAUCCUCAAGGAAGCUUCCAGCGCGCCCCGCGUUAUUGGCUUGCAUGGUAAAGCCGUCAAGGGAUUAACGCGGUUCAACACAUCUGCCUGCCAGAAGGGGAUUGCGUACCUCGACGCUGACGGCACCAUGAGGAUAUCGCAGCUUCCGGCUCAGACCCACUAUGGCCACCUUGGAUGGGCCGCGCGCAAGAUGCCCUUGGGCUCCGAGAUCUACGCGUUCUCGUACCAUCCUAGGGGCUUAUACGUUGUCGGCACCGGCCAGCAAGAAGAGUAUAUGCUGCAAGAUGAUACCUACCACUACGAGUGGAAGCCAGAAGACAUAACCUUCAAGCCGCACGUCGAAACUGGCAUCCUCAAAGUCAUCGACGAACAGACCUGGUCCGUCAUCGACACCCACGUGCUCGACCCCCAAGAAGUCAUCCUCUGCAUCAAGACGCUCAACCUCGAAGUCUCCGAAACCACACACGAGCGCAAACAACUCAUCGCCGUGGGGACGUCCACUGUCCACGGUGAGGACCUAGCGACCAAGGGGUGCAUCCGCAUCUUCGAAGUCAUUACCGUAGUGCCCGAGCCCGCCCGCCCAGAGACGAACAGGCGGCUGCGCCUCAUCGUGAAAGACGAGGUCAAGGGCGCCGUGUCCGCCGUCUCGGAGCUCGGCACGCAAGGCUUCCUGAUCAUGGCGCAGGGUCAGAAGUGCAUGGUGCGCGGGCUCAAAGAGGAUGGCACGCUGCUCCCCGUCGCGUUCAUGGACAUGCAGUGCUACGUGACGUUCCUCAAGACGCUUCCGGGCACAGGCAUGCUCAUGAUGGGCGACGCCUUCAAGGGCCUCUGGUUCACGGGCUACACCGAAGAACCCUACAAGAUGCUCCUCUUCGGCCGCUCGAAGAACCACCUCGAAGCCCUCACCGGCGACUUCCUGCCCCACACGCCCUCCAAAUCCCUCGCCCUCCUCGUCGCGGACGCAGACAGCAACAUCCACGUCCUCGCCUUCGACCCGGAAAACCCAAAGUCCCUCUCCGGCCUGCGCCUCACGCACCGCGGGACGUUCCACACGGGCCACUUCCCCGCGACAACGCACCUGCUGACGUCGUCGCUCGCGAUCCCGACGGCGCCGAGCUCGACGUUCGACAACCCCGUCGACGACGACGCCGCGACUGCAAGCCAGGAGGCCUCGACACACCAGGUCCUGCACACCAGCCAGUCCGGCACCCUAGCACUCAUCACACCCCUCUCGGAAGCCACAUACCGCCGUCUUGCAAGUCUGACAACCUACCUCGCGAACACGCUGGACUCGGCGUGCGGGCUGAAUCCCAAGGCAUGGCGCGUGGGCGGCGGGGAGGUCGGCGAGGGCGGCAAGGGCGGCAUGUUGGAUGGAAACUUGAUCAUGCGGUGGGGGGAGCUGGGGCAUGCGAAGCAGCGGGAGGGGCUGGGCAAGGUGGGUGGGGAGGGCGAGGAAUGGGUGUUCGAGGGGGAGCGGGAGGUGUUGGGAGGAUGGGGGAUUUUUGGACGGAGGGGAGGGGCGCUGUGA